Messenger RNA from Gloeophyllum trabeum ATCC 11539, 924 nucleotides. Its product is annotated as proline iminopeptidase. Bases 1 to 924 code for a protein of 307 amino acids. Gene Ontology annotation, cellular component: cytoplasm. The transcript is spliced from 16 exons. Lineage: Eukaryota; Fungi; Basidiomycota; Agaricomycetes; Gloeophyllales; Gloeophyllaceae. Gene Ontology annotation, molecular function: aminopeptidase activity. Gene Ontology annotation, biological process: proteolysis. The record is from RefSeq and is a predicted model, not a curated record.
AUGUAUCCUCCCAUCGAACCAUACAACGCGGGCAAGCUCAAGGUGUCCGAUGUGCAUACACUCCACUAUGAGGUCAGCGGCAACAAGGACGGCAACCCUGUUGUCUUCCUGCAUGGCGGACCCGGCGGGGGAUAUGAUGAUAAGGACAGAUCGUUCUUCAACCCUGUAAAGUACAAGAUCGUGCUCUUUGACCAGCGAGGCUCCGGCAGGUCCACACCGUCAGCUUGUCUCGAAGAGAACACCACAUGGGAUCUGGUGAAAGAUUUGGAACGUCUCAGGGAGCAUCUGGGAGUCGACAAGUGGCACGUAUUCGGCGGCUCCUGGUCACACCCUGACCGUGUCAAGAGCCUUGUUAUCCGUGGAAUCUUUACCCUGAGGAAGAGCGAAUUACGGUUCUUCUACCAAGAUGGAACAUCUCACUUAUUUCCGGAAGCCUGGGAUGAAUUCGUAGCGCCUAUUCCCGAGGCUGAACGGCAUGACAUGAUCCUUGCGUAUCACGCCCAACUCAAUUCCGUCGACGAUCAGACUCGUAUAAGGGCCGCGAAGGCUUGGUCAAAAUACGAAAUGGCUACCUCCAAACUCUACGUUGAUCCCGAGCAGAUUGCGAGGGCUGACUUGGAUGACUUUGCUAAUGCAUUCGCUAGGAUUGAAAACCAUUACUUCGUCAACGAUGGUUUCAUGCGAGACGGUCAGCUCCUGGAAAAGCAGGAAAUUGAUAAGAUACGUCAUAUUCCAUGCAUGGUGGUGCAAGGGAGAUACGACGUCGUAUGUCCGGCGACUACUGCUUGGGCUCUGAAGAAAGUAUGGCCUGAGAUUGAGUUCCACAUCGUGCCUGAUGCUGGGCACUCGGCACGCGAGCCUGGUAUUGCAGCUCUCCUCGUCAAGGUGAGCGUACUCGACCUACCACAGGGCAAAGUCCAUUGA